Naegleria gruberi is the source of this 1800-nucleotide messenger RNA. RefSeq names its product TPR domain-containing protein. The transcript has a single exon. Bases 1 to 1800 code for a protein of 599 amino acids. NCBI's taxonomy places the organism in Eukaryota, Heterolobosea, Eutetramitea, Acrasida, Naegleriidae. The record is from RefSeq and is a predicted model, not a curated record. Gene Ontology annotation, molecular function: protein binding.
AUGUAUAAAAUUCACGUUGAUGAUGAUCAUCAUCAUAGUCCCCCAAUUUUUAUAUUUCCCACAAUUUCACCGGAAUGGACAAGGUUUUGGAGAGACAAAUUUGAUAAGAUUGGUGAGACCAAUGCAGCCAUUAUGGAAUUAUACAAGAAUAGACAAGAAAAUUAUGUGGCCCAUCGAUUGGAAAGUAACUGUUCAUUGAGCAUUGAGGAGAUGAAGAAACACUCGGAGGAUUUGAAUGAGAAGGACAAGGGGGAAUUGUGUAGCAUGUUGAUGAGGAGAAGUAUUGCGAGAAUGGAAAUUUCCAAGUUUGAGGAAGCUGUUGAAGAUGUGGAAAUGGCCAUUUGGUUGAUGGAUACAGAGGAGAGAAGAAAUCAUUUCAUUGUAUUGUAUAUUCUUGGUAUGGCUCAGUAUGGAGCUUGUUUGUAUCGAGAUGCUGCUCAUACUUUUAUGAAAGCCAUCGAUAAUAGAGAAUCUAUGAAUCAGUAUGUAAAUGAGGAGGAAUUUGUGGAAAUGGAAAAGGAAUUUUUGAAUUGGCAACUUGAAUCUAAAAAACCAUUUGAAAAGACAAUUCUUGGAAUUAAUCAAGGAAUGACAAAUUGGAAUAAUUCAAUUUUUAAUGCUAAAAAUUCUGUCAAGAAUUGGUUAAACCAUAGUUUGGGUCUAAAUACUUCAGAUGCUAUCAUUCAAUCAAGACCAAAAACUGUUAUUACUUUGGAAUUGUUGUAUAUUAGAGCUGGGUUGGCUUAUUUUGAUGCAAAUAUUUAUCAAAAUGCCAUUCCGUUGUUUACACAUGCUAUUGAUUUGGGUUCUAAAUACAAAUCAGAUAAUGUGGGAUCGUCAUUUUACAAUAGAGGUCUUUGUUAUUAUUUUUCAUGGGAUUUUCAACAAGCUUUGGAAGAUUUUAGUCAUAGUAUUCAAGUUCAAACGAAACCAAAUGAGAAACCAUUCAUUAUGAGAUCAAGUUUAUUUUCUAGAAUUGGAAAACAAGAUGAAUACGAAGAAGAUUACAAUUGUGCCAGAAAUAUCAAUCCAAGAGUUUACAAAAGUGGUCUAUCUCAAUAUAGACACAUGUCUGAGGAUACCUUCUUCCACAUGUUGAGCUUUUUAGAAACCAAGCAAAUUGUUCAAGUUGUCAGAACUUGUAAACACUGGAAGAGUUUGGUGACCAAAUAUUUACAAGAAAAACCAGUACUCCUUUCUGAUACAUUCAUUGUGGAUAAGAGAGUUGCUUUCAAUCAAGAUCCUCGAAGUCCUAUCAUGCAAACAUUUUUCCCAAAAAAGACAGUUUCCUUUGCAGAAUUUUUUAGAAAUGCCUUGAUUGUUCCAAUACUUUGUCAGAAUGUUGCUCAUGCUGUAUGUUUUGAAUCAGAUGAUUACUGGAAAUACAACAAUUACACAUCUCUCACACAAGAUUUAGUUAAACAUUACAAAAAUCUCAAAACAUUGAAGACCAGUGAAUCGCUCUAUGAUGAUGAUUUUAAUAAUCUUGCAUAUAAUUCACCAAAUAUAGAAAGUAUUGAACUGGAUGUGCAAUGUCAAUCCAAUCAAGUCAGUAAUUUACUCACAAAAUUUGACAAGUUGACAAGAAUUAGAUUUGGUAGUAUAUUCUUCACUCCAAACAUGUUUGCCAACCACAAUCCAUCCCUCAAAACUGUAGAAUAUAGAUAUCCAACAAAGAAAGAUGUUUCCUAUCUUCUCGAAACCACAACGUAUGAACAACUUGUCGCUGAUUCUGAUAAUGAAAUGAAAUCUCAUCCAGAAAUUACUUUCCAAGUCCACAAAUAUCCAAAUAUCCAAUAA